Staurois parvus is the source of this 269-nucleotide messenger RNA. Lineage: Eukaryota; Metazoa; Chordata; Amphibia; Anura; Ranidae. The record is from the annotation of a GenBank genome assembly.
GCCUGUCCAUGAAACCACCACCUCUCUCAAAACCCGAAAAAAAAGAUACAUAUAGGGCAGGCUUUCUCAACCAGGGUGCCCAGGCACCCUGGGGUGCCUUGAGGUUUCUUCAGGGGUGCCUUGGCAAAAUGUCUAAAAAUUGCCCAAAACUUGUAUACAAGCCAGAGGGUGGAACAAGCCUGCCUUUUAGUUACACAAAGCCACAGGUUUUCAUUGUGCACCAUUACAACUUUCCAGCCGCUGGUCUCCUGACAAAAUUAAUGACAUCA